CAUGCGUAGAAUGUAGAGAACGUCAGAGGGACUGUUCCCUUCGUUGUAGACUCAGUCAUCGUCAGUCGGUGUGUAUUCAGUGAGUACAGCACUAUAGAAAAGAAAUGGAGAAAGAAUUGUGGGAAGCGGUGAGGAGUAGUGAUACUUGGUUAGUAACGCGUCUUUUGAAAUUGGGAGUUGAUGUCAAUAGUACGCGUGCUGCCUGUGGGGACACUCUUCUGAUACAAGCGUGUAGGAAGAAGAACAAGGAAAUGAUUGAGUUGCUGCUCACUAAAUCAGCAGAUGUUAAUGUGACUGGCUGGGGGGGAGAGACGGCUUUGAUAGUAGCAGCAAUGAAUGGGUUGUACAACAUCAUUGACAUAUUAUUGAAGACCAAAGAUAUUAAUUUGAUGAAGGGAGAUGAUGUGGGAAGGACAGCCAUACAUUGGGCUGCAUGGAAUAAUCACGUGACCAUUUUAGAGAGACUUUUGACUUGUUCUGUUCCUGUUGAUAUCAAUGAUAAUUAUGGUCGUACACCACUGUGGUGGGCUGCCUGUUAUGGUCGUGUGCGUUGUGUUGAUGUUCUCCUAAAACAUGGAGCGAGUCCCCAACAUGAGAGUAAGAGUGAAGGAUCACCACUAGAGAUUGCCAAGCGACGUGGUCGCAGUCAUGUGGUUGAGAUGAUGGAAGAAGCCAUAAGAUCAAAGACACCGAAGAGAGAGGAGCUCGUAGCUGCAGUGGGGAAAUAUAAACAUAAAAUGACGUUACUGGAAAGACAGUUGGCAGAGAAAGACAGGGAGAUUGCUUCUUUGAAAGAACGAUUGGCAAGAAUCAGAGACGUAACUAAUGUUGAGAGUGAUGAGGUUGUGGAAGAUGAUGUGACAGCAGCCAGAGCUCAAUCUACUGCUAGAUCGUUUGCUCAGUCAACAGAGGAUGAUCAUAGACGUGAUUCGUAUUCUCGUCGAGUUCUGCAGGCAAUUCAAGGAAUUGGCUCUACCAGAUGGUAUCCACUCGGUCGUGAUUGUGGAGAAACACGAGAUCAGCUGCGAGAAUUCACUGUUCUGGUCAACGAUUGUGAUAAAGUUCAAGCUUUAUUUGAUGUGAUGGCACAGAAAGGAGGAGAGAAACAAGCAGCAGACAAACUACUUGACGCGUGCAAAACCAUACAAAAUCCAAUAUUUGCAGAAGUCAAAGAAGCGAUGGACAAAAUGUAAUUUGGGAAGAUGAAGAAACAAGGGAAUGUGUUUUUGUGUUGCGUAUUAAUAGUGUUGUUGUAGUUAAAUGUCCUCAAUUGUGAUUUGUUGUUAUUUUUAAUCUGAAUGUAGCAGUCUAGUGAUUGUGUAGAAAAGUGAAGAUAUCAAAGGUGUUUGUAUUCUUCUGC
Molecule: messenger RNA, 1360 nt
Organism: Corticium candelabrum
Lineage: Eukaryota; Metazoa; Porifera; Homoscleromorpha; Homosclerophorida; Plakinidae
Product: ankyrin repeat and SOCS box protein 8-like
Exons: 10
Coding region: 105-1193 (362 amino acids)
Molecular function (GO): protein binding
Source: RefSeq, a predicted model, not a curated record